CUGCCCAGCUUCAGGCAGCCAGCUCCUGUCUUGUCUGCUGCAAGCGGGUCAGCUGAGACGCACCCACCCCGUAAGAUGCCUCAGCGCCCGUGUGGAUGUGCACUCGUGUCACUUGCUUCAGGCAAACACAGGAUCUCUUUAGUGGGAGCCUCCUUUGGGGACGGCGCGCGCCUGAGGACGCUGAGCCUGGCCAGGACAUUCUUUGCAGGCUCCUCUGAUGUGGAAACUGCAGCACAGAAAGGUAAAAUGACUUGUCCCUUGUCACCCAGCAGGCUAGUGGAAGAGCCAAGAAUACAGCCAAGAUCUUCUGGGUUCCAGUCCACUCCUGUGCUGUGAACAAGGCAAAAGGGAGCAACAUGUAAAGCAUGUGGAUUAAUUUUAAAUUAGCUUUGUUGAUUUAUGUUACUUUGAAUGGGACUGGCCCUGCGUUUAUCUGAGUCUGCCUCCUACAAACUCCACCUACAUUCACAUACCUCCUUGGUAUUUAGGGGGUUCUGCCCACACAGCUGAUAUUAGUGGAUGAUUGGGUUUUUCCAUUAGGCAGUGACUUCUGGGUUUUUCCAUUAGGCAGAUCACUUAAUGUCUCUUCACUUUGAAAAAAUAUCUAAAAACUUUUUCCAAAACCAUUUAAACCUUAUUACCACUCUUUUAUUUUCCCAUCUAUUCAUAAAUUUGUUGAGAGGGUUUUGAAUAAGCAAGACUGUUGUUCAGCCCCAAGGAGCUUUUUGCCAGGUGUAGAGCCUUAUCAAGUAAGUUGUUGUUAUUUAUUGUUAUUUGUGGACAGUCCUACUACUGACUGUUUCACGAAGUGGGGAUCUGACCUACUUCCAAAUAGCCAAGUGGAAAUGAGUAUUGUAGUUAGCGUGUCAGCUAUGCAUAUUCCAGGAAAGGAAAGUUGUUUUCCAAAUGUUCUAUCAGGGGACUUCGACAUCUGUGAAGAAGUAUCAUUGGUAAUUACACAAUGUUCAUGGUUGGUUAGGGCAACUCGUUUAUUUUUAACUCUUAGCCAAAUAGAAUAGUACACAGACACACCCUCCCACUACAUCUGUUUCACAUGAUCUCCACAUCCCUGAUGUGGGGAAAAAUGGAAAAUAAGUUCACACGUGUUCAGAAAUGACUUAACACAUUACAACUAACACAGUUUUAACUAUGAUUUGUCGCCUUCUAUAGACAGAACGGGUCAUGUUUAGCUGGUCAUGAUUAACCUGAAACUCCAUCCCAUUGCAGAGUUAACAAGUUUUUAAGAGUGACAUCUUCACAGUCUAGACAAACACCAUGAGCUUUGGCAUGAGGGCCUGGAUAUGUGAACAAGUUACCACGGGGUAAAAUAGAGUGGGACUUCACCAUGUGUCAGCUGCUCAACGUGCAUGUUCUUCCCCCAAAGUAAAUGAAAGUUAAACUCCUUAGUGAAAGAAUGGUAAACUGAGCACCCACAAACUCCCAUGGAAGUCAGUGAGGCUUGAGUGGGGAAGGAGGGAGGAGGUGCUCAGUACAUAGCAGGUUAGCACCUGGAAAGAGGUGGAAAAGUUUAAUUCCUUUAUGUCAUCUUUAAAAACUAGAUACAAAGCUAGAGAUAGCUCCCGCACUGCAAGAAAUGGAUAUUGUUUUUGUGUGAUGGUUGAGAAAUGGGCCAAGAAUUCUGAUCUCAGAGGGGAGGAAAAGGAAUGUUUAUAUGACUAAUAAAAUGGCAUUUUGUACUUCUGUAACAGCAGAGCAGCCCUGUUUCCCUUGCUAAUAACUCUGGGGUUAGGCUGGGAUUAAAAUACUUGUCUUUUAGCCUCAUCUAUCCUUCAAACAGCUGCCAUGUAAAAUGGAACACUCCUGCUAUUGUCCUCAAAAUAAAGUCUAAUUCUUUGGCCAGGUUGCAGAGGGAGAUGCUAUUUUUUUUGCUCCAUUUACCACAAAACUUGUUUUUGUUAACUAGAAAAUCUCAUUGUCCAGUUCUGAUUUUAGUUACACAACCACAGGUCUUCUGAGGUUUCAAUCAAACAGCAUCUUGCUUAAUACCCCUGUUUGCUUUUUACGAGUCAGAUUCCCUGUCCUUGGCAUUAUGGUUUAUUUUCUAUAUAUAUAGAUGUAAAUCAAAUUCAUGCUAUCUUGAGAAAUUUACUGAAAUGGGGUAUGGCUCUAUUAAACUGCAAGUGGAACCCUCAAGGGGAUUGGUGCCUUCAGUGAUCUAUUAAAAUAAAUCAUUCCUGGUUUGAAUUUCACAGUAAACUAAGAUAUGAAAUGAUAUAUAGCAAAAGAAUCUCUCUGUUUUAAGAAAUAUUGUUGCUAUAGAUCUUAUCUUAAUCUCUUCGUUCUCAGAAGAAGUAGGAUUAACAAUGGAGAGAGAAUGACAAGAUUUUGGACAGCUGUUUCACGCAAGAGAUUCCAAGGAUAUUUUUCAUGUAACUGUCUACUUGUCUAGGGUGAUAAAAUGCUCUUCAUGCAUGCCUUUAAUGUGAGCCAUCUGGAAGGAAUAACAUAACCCUUGUCUAUAAACGCCACCCAAGUAUAUUAUCAGUUUCAGUUGACUUUUAAGGGAGACCAUCCGAUUAGAAGAGCUAAAGAGAAGACAAAUAAAAGGUAACUUCUUCAACCAGUCCCACUGUGCUUGUGGAGACCUUCAAUGUGACUGGUUUUGGUGUGGUGCGUAGUCCAGCAUAUUCAUAAUUCCCUCCAGGCUAUAUAAAAUGAGCAUGGUGAUGCCCUGGUUGCUGCUGCUGCUGCUUCUGCUUGUGAGCUUUGGUUUACCUGCACCUAGACUUUCAGACAAGGACAUCUGCCUCUUAGACAACAAUAACUUAAAACAGAAAUUAAAAUUGUUCCAAGGCUUGCUUCACUUAUAUGAACUACAGCUGAAGGACCUCUUGGAGAACAACUAUCACAGAACAAAGAGCAAGGUCUUUUCAGUCAGCAGGAGCAGGCAGCCUGUGGUACUUCUACCUCCAACUAGUGGAAAUCUUAUAGUCUACGAUCAAGAUUGCUCUGCAGUGUUUAAUAGUAAAAAAACAGAAAAUGGAUAUUACCGGAUAAGGCCCAACCCAGAGCAAGAACCUUUCCUGGUUUAUUGUGACAUGUCUGAUGGAGGUGGCUGGACUGUGAUACAGCGACGCAGUAAUGGCAGAGAGAAUUUCAACAGGAAGUGGGCUGAUUACAAACUAGGAUUUGGACGAUUUCAAAGCAAGAAUGAUGAAUACUGGCUAGGCAAUGAUCGCAUCCAUGACUUGUUGGUUAGAGAGGAAAACAUGUUAAAAAUUGACCUGAUGGACUGGCAUGGAGAGAAACGAUAUGCUAUCUAUGAAAACUUCCAGAUCAAGAAUGAGCAGGACAAUUACAGGCUGUGGUUUGGCACCUAUUCUGGUAAUGCUGGUGACGCCCUGUCUGGUGGGAGCAACUUUAGAGAACAGUGGUCUGCAUCACACAGUGGGAUGCAGUUUACCACAUCAGACAAGGAUCAUGAUAGAUUCUUAACAGGCAACUGUGCAAAGGAGAACAACUGCGGUUGGUGGUUUAACAGAUGCCAUGCAGCAAAUCUCAAUGGACAAUAUUAUAAGGGAGGAAACUACACUGGACAGCAGGAUAACGGAGUGGUUUGGUCAUCCUGGCAUGGGUUCUGGUACUCAUUGAAAUAUGCGGUCAUGAAAGUUAGGCUUCCAUCUUUUGUCAACAUAGCGAGUGGAAGUGGUGAGAACAGUUAGGACAGUGAGAACCUGCAUCUUUGGAGAGCGCAUAGAGGGGAAAAGAUUUUAAAGAUUAAGGACCAGCCCACCAACUGCUGUAAAUGAACAAACCUGCACUCUAGAAAGUAAAGCUUCAUCCGUUUCUACCAGCUGAGGAUCAAGGCACAAGUUCUUACAGCACAUCAGUUGUUUGAUCUUCUGGAGAACAUAAGGCUCUCUUUCAUUCAUGGUAAAACCAAUGGAAAUGCUUCAAGUUUCUUUUCCAGAGAACUCUGAGGCUUUGGUGGAGAGUGCUUAACCAACACCUUACAGGAUACACUCUGCACCUUGCAGGACCAAAACUUUCUCACCUUGAUUUCAGUGGUCAAGUGAGAUGAGCAGUUUGAGAACCUAGAAACAGAACAGGGUGGCAGAGAUCUGCAAUUCAAAGCUGUCAGCUAUAGGGAGGGUCCAAAUUCAGAUUAUUUCUUAAGUGCUUUUUACAAUGCUUAAAAGGAAGGCAAAUAUUCUUAGGAUUUUUUAAAAUUCAAUUACACUGUGUUCAUAAAUUCUCAUGCAGUGUGGUAGACAAUUUUAUACUCCAGAAAGUGAAAAUGAUUUGAAACACAAGCCAGAGUGUUCACUUCCACUUCCUUAUCCAAAUAAGAGUGAAACAAAAAGAAUGAGCAGCAGAAAUAAAUGACCAUAAGAAAUAUAAGGCUGAAAAUUACUUCUCACCAAUAAUUAAGUUGUCAGUAACAAAAGUCAGGAAUGAAAAAUAAUUCGGGCUUGACGCAAAUGAUUUCCCUGCCAUGUAGCACAAGUCUAUAUUUUGUAUUAUUAUAAAUAUGAUCUUUUAAACUAGUUGUUCUUUUCAGUUUAUUUUACAUUUAGAUCAAUACAUGUCAUAAUUUGUAUUAAACAUCCAUAAAAUAUGAAUUAAAAUAAUCUGAAUGGAACAUUAUAUUGCAUCUGUCCUUAAACAAUACUGAGAUGGAGAAAGAUCUGGAUGGAAAGUCAGGAGUUCCUAAGGGAGGUGAUGCUCCAAGACAUUUAACUCACAUUCUUGUCUCUGGUUCUAGUGAUCUUUUUCAGGGUCCAUAAGACUAGCUUAAUUGUUUUGAAUUGAGCAGCAUUAGAACAACUGUAGAGACUUACAGAGGUUCAGUAUAAAAUCUGUUAUGUUCAGCCUCCUGGUGGCUUAUCUAAUGUUUUAUCAUAACUCCCACACCGGACAUAUAAGGACUCUUACACCUGUUUAGAAAAGGCCUAAAUGACAUCCUGUUUGAGAUGAGGGCCAAAGUUGCCUCAGUCAGCAGUGUGUUCACAAGUGUGGCUUAGGUCAGGAGGCUGCAUCAUAGCGUGAAUGCACCGAAAGCCUUGACUCCAAGCAUAUCAAAUACUCGUGUGAAAGGAGAAUCACAAAUGGUGCCAAUAUUUACUCUUGUGACUAAAGGGGUCGGAGUGGAGUUGAGCACUAGCGCUGUUCCUUUCUCUGUUCCAGUAGUUCUCAAUCUUUGUAGACUCAAAGUCCCCUCGAUAGACUUGAGGCAUCACCCAGAAAAUGCCAGCUCUUCGUUUUCACUCUAUUUUUUAUUAUAGAAAAAGAGUAGUUUUUCUGUUGCAAAGCACUCAAAAAGGCCACAACAGUGGAUUUGUUUGAAAUCUCUUGGUUUAUCUGAUGAAUUGUGUUUGCAAAACACCCUGAGGCACUCUUGAAAAGAUCUCAAGACACCCUGAAGUGCCGUGGUACUCUGGUUGAGAAUUACUGCUCUAUUCAUCUUGUACUUCUCUGGAAUAAGUCUUAGUGUGGGUUCCUAGGUACCUAGAGCAUUGUGGUAAAUCAGAGGUUAUCAAAACUGGUGCUAGCUUAUGAGUCCCUAUCAACCUUAGUUUUAACAUACAGUACAACUGGGCUGCCCUUGGCAGUAUCCAGUAGCAAUGAGGCAAUUUCUAUCAAUGCAGAAAGCAGGAACUAGGUCAAGUGCAAUAUUUGCUUGCCAGCAGUCUACUCAGGAAGGUGCUAGCACUUCUAAUGAAUACUACUGCUCUAACCAGCUGCUGGAGACAUUUCUCAGAACAGGAUUACAGAAGGAUAGUUAUGUACAGCAGGAUGCUGAAAUUAAUGUCAGUGCCAAAAAGCCAGCGCUAUGCUUGCACAGAUGAUCACUGAGCAGCUGAAAGUGCUAAAUACAGGUAAAAUCCAGUCAAUAAAACAUUGUAAAACAUACGACUGACUUAGAACAAGAUCCUACACAGCCAAAAGAGAUUUCAGCCCCCCCCCCCCC
Gavialis gangeticus (Gharial) is the source of this 5932-nucleotide messenger RNA. Its product is annotated as fibrinogen-like protein 1. The record is from RefSeq and is a predicted model, not a curated record. The coding region runs from base 2676 to 3683 and encodes 335 amino acids. NCBI's taxonomy places the organism in Eukaryota, Metazoa, Chordata, Crocodylia, Gavialidae. The transcript has 9 exons.